AUGCUGGACCCCCUGGGCGCCCCGCCCGCCUGGUUGCGGAACUUCAUCGAGCCCUACGCCCUGGCUUUGAACAGUCCAACCCUCACAGAGCAUAUUCACGAAGUGAUCGGCGCCUUCCUGUUCUAUCAGUUCAUCCACUCGGUGGUCUCGCCGUGGUUGUCGUCGAUCCUCUUUCCCCGCUCGUACCCGGCGCUUAAUGCCCGCACCAAGUUGAACUGGGAUAUUCAUGUUGUCUCAUUCAUUCAGAGUCUGUUGAUUAAUGCCGUGGCUUUGUGGGUUAUGUUCGUCGACGACGAGCGCCGGUCCAUGUCGGCCGGUGAGCGUGUCUUCGGAUAUACCGGCGGCUGUGGAUUGAUUCAGGCUCUGGCUGUUGGAUACUUUAUUUAUGACCUGAUUGUCAGCGCUCAGCAUCUUUCGAUGUUUGGUAUUGGGAUGCUGUUCCAUGCCGUCAGCGCGCUCUGGGUGUUCAGCCUUGGCUUUAGACCCUUUGUCAACUACUACGCUCCUGUCUUCAUUCUCUAUGAGCUCUCCAGCCCAUUCCUCAAUAUCCACUGGUUCCUCGACAAAGUCAACAUGACUGGCAGCCGCGCCCAGUGGUACAACGGCAUGGCGCUUCUCUCCGUCUUCUUCUGUUGCCGCCUGGUCUGGGGAACCUGGCAAUCUAUUGUCGUGUAUAAGGACAUGUGGUAUGCGCUCCAGCAGACCUGGUCCGCUUCCUCGGCAUCACCGCUCCAAGCACCCACGGAUAUCAACGCCAACGUCUUCACGCUUCGGGACGGCGCCAUGUGCGUGGACGAGACUUGUGCGCGUGCCAAUGCCGAAAUCUCUCGUUUCAAGGAUUUCACCGCUGGCGGCGUGCCGACCUGGUUGGUCUUGACUUAUGUCGUGUCUAACCUGAUCCUCAACUUCCUGAACUAUUUCUGGUUCUCGAAGAUGGUGGAUACCGUCCUCAAGCGCUUCCGUGGACCCCCUGCCGGUGCUGCAGAGGAGAAGAAGGUCGCCGAGAAGCCUGCGAAUCUCGAGGAUCUCGCGCGUGAGGUAGUCCUCGAGGCCGCUGCAAAGCUGGAAGAGGAAGAGGGUGCCGUCCUACGGGGCGAGCUGCCCCUGACAGCUGAGCAAAUCUCGUCAGCCAUUGAUGCGACUCUCCCGGAGGAGUUGCGCCGGCGUCGGGCUGAGUUGAUUGCUAAGAUACCCCUACAAGGGUCUUGA
Molecule: messenger RNA, 1209 nt
Organism: Penicillium subrubescens
Lineage: Eukaryota; Fungi; Ascomycota; Eurotiomycetes; Eurotiales; Aspergillaceae
Product: TLC domain-containing protein
Exons: 2
Coding region: 1-1209 (402 amino acids)
Biological process (GO): lipid homeostasis
Cellular component (GO): membrane; endoplasmic reticulum
Source: RefSeq, a predicted model, not a curated record